AUGGUCGCCCCAGUAGUCACCCUCACGCAUCUGAAUCGCGCCGAUGGAUCAGCGACCUACACACAUAACGGAUACUCCAUCAUUGGCGCUGUCAACGGGCCCAUCGAAGUACAGCGACGCGAUGAAUUGCCAGAGGAAGCAGCGAUUGAGGUGAACGUUCGACCCGCAAUGGGCGUUGGAAGUCCGCGCGAGCGACAUCUCGAAACCCUCGUUCACAACACACUGCGCAGCAUCAUCUUGACACAAUCAAUACCCCGAACACUAGUCCAAUCUCUCACCCUUCUCCCACACCUCCUACAUACCUCUCUCCUCGCCCUCCUCUCAGCCUCUAUUCCCCUCCGAACAACAUUGACCUCCGUAAUCAUCGCACAACCCGCCUCACCAUCCACGAACUCAUUUCCUCCACUGCUCUCGCCAACCGCAAAUGAACUCCUCCGCGCCAAACCCAUCCGCGCCGUCCACGUCUUUGCCUUCUCAGGCAACAGAAAAAUGUUGAUGAGCGAAAACGAUGGCAGGUUCAGCUACGAAGAAUGGGCCGAGGCAUGUGAGAUGGCUGAAACAGCAUGCUGUGGAGAUGAGGAAGACGAUGAUGAUGGUGGCGUAAAAUUGGAAGCUGAGGGCGAGGCAAUGGACAUUGAUGCACAGGCUGAGUCAGAGAAUCUGGACCAGUGGUUGAGAAGCGUGGUUAGGAAGAAGGUGGAAUUCGAGCAGAGGUGGAAGAGUGCUACGUGA
This is a messenger RNA of Pyrenophora tritici-repentis Pt-1C-BFP, 732 nucleotides long. Lineage: Eukaryota; Fungi; Ascomycota; Dothideomycetes; Pleosporales; Pleosporaceae. The record is from RefSeq and is a predicted model, not a curated record.